GUUAUGCAGAUUGUACUUAAUAUUAAUGUUUUUAUCUGUAUUAUGUAAGAAAAAUGAUAAAAACUCUUUAGUAAUUUUAAUACUCAAUUGAUGCUAGAGAUGAGAGUUGUUAAAGUUUACUUCACGGUGAUUGCCACGUAAGGCUGAGUGACUAUUAAGUACAUUUGGGCUCUGUGUCACACCACAUUCCACACAUUCUUCUGUAGAUUGAACAAAGCUUCAAAACAAAAGCAACUAGAAGACGUAGCUGCUAAGCUGGUGUUACAGGACAGACAAGUCUUUUUCCUCGGCUUAACUGAUGGAGAACAGAUGCACAGACAUACAGUUUGCCAAUCAAUAUGUUAACACCAAUGCCUCAGCUGACGACGGUGGAUGUGAGGGACCUGAAUGAGUACAGAAAGGGGGAAAGAGAAGGAAAGAGGAGAGGGGAAGAUGAUAGUGAGAUGGAGGAUGGUGUGGUUCAUGAGCAGAAAUGGUGCUGGAAGAAUCUGAGGUGGGGGCACUGUCCCAGAUGGAUUCGGUGUCUGGCUCCAGUAGCAGCAUUGUGGUUGGUGAGUCAGGAAGAGAUACACCUUCUCAAGGUUGGAGGCUGGCUGCUGCUGGCUUGGAUGCUGUGGGCAGGCCUUAUCCUCUGUGUUUCUCUACUCAAGUUCCUUUACCAAUACAGAAGGCAAUAUAAGCAGAAGAAGGUCUCAGAGAAGUGUGAGAUUGUUGGGAAAAGGACUGGCCAACUUCAUCAGGCGUGUCUCAUCAGUCAGCAAGAUGCAGGUCAUCUGCUAUCUAUAGUGAGGGCUCUCCUGGAUGGCUUAGUGGUCACCCUUCUCCAGGAACCAGUCUCAGAUCCAAGGGUUUCCCAGAUACAAGGUCUCCUCACCAAGCUGGAGGUAUUGUCUGAAUCAAUAAUAGUGCCAUUAAACAAUAGUUUCCUUACUGAGGAGCGACUGCUGCAGGCUGAUAAGGACGACAAAGUGAUCAAGACUAGAGUAGAAGACAGAGUGAAACAUAUUUGUACUUACCUGCAAGAGAGGGUGAGUACCCUGCACUUUCUUCUUCAGACCCAGGAUCAGUAUGGGGUAUGCAUAGCUAAUGUUCAGCAGGAGUUGCAGGAAUACUGGGAGCAGCUAGAGGAUCUGCACACCAAAGUGACCCUGCAGCCAGAAAAGUGUCAGGGCCCUGAGGAUCCUCACACUGUCCUCACUGACACUGAGGGCCUAUACACAAAGCUGGGUUUGUUUCAGAGUAGGAUUAAUGAGUGUCAGUUGCACCUGAGCAAAAGUGCACAGCUUCUUGAGGAGCUGGAAAAUAGGCAGCAGGAUUUGGCUCAGACUAUGGGCCGAACGCUGGAGUCUACUUGGACCAAAGACCUCCUGCAGUGUAACACUCACCAGUUUAAAAAAGUCUUCAAGGAUUUCACAUCCCUGGCGCAACAGACCCUGACCUUUGUGAUGCAUCUGCAAGACCUAAGUGUAUCACAAGAGAAGAAUAGCAUUGAAACUUCUGAUGUUGAACAUGUGCAGAGCUCUUUAUCACCUCUCUCAUCACUUCCUGUGUACAGUAUUGCUCUGGCCACAGAAAAUACCCCCUUGGAACCUGCCCCAAGACCCCCCCACACACCCAGCUCCAAAUUCUCAGUGAUAAACUUGCUUUGUGGGGUGAGACGACGGAGAUGAACUUUGUAUCAUUUAACACUUUGUAAAUGAAUGAAAGACAUGAUUGUAAAAUGAAUAUGAAAAUGUAUAAAUACUUAAUUUAUGAAUUAUGUGAGUCCCAGCUGAUCUAUGUGCUGCCCAUGCCUGCUGGUCACUAAUGAUGACACUGCCUCUAAUUAAGGAACAAGAGGUCCAGAUCUCCUCCAUCAAUUGAUCACUAUGUUAAUGGCUCAUCAGUCUGAAUUAAUGCAGCCACUAGAUUUGUAUGAUUGUAAUGUACCUUUUGCUUUGCCAGUUUCAAACAGGAAAAUAUUUUAUAAAUAUUUAACACCAGAUUCUUGUCAA
This is a messenger RNA of Pangasianodon hypophthalmus (striped catfish), 1994 nucleotides long. RefSeq lists its product as uncharacterized. Lineage: Eukaryota; Metazoa; Chordata; Actinopteri; Siluriformes; Pangasiidae. The transcript has 9 exons. The record is from RefSeq and is a predicted model, not a curated record. The coding region runs from base 339 to 1670 and encodes 443 amino acids.